Hevea brasiliensis (rubber tree) is the source of this 1789-nucleotide messenger RNA. RefSeq lists its product as uncharacterized. Gene Ontology annotation, biological process: RNA processing. Bases 145 to 1287 code for a protein of 380 amino acids. The record is from RefSeq and is a predicted model, not a curated record. Lineage: Eukaryota; Viridiplantae; Streptophyta; Magnoliopsida; Malpighiales; Euphorbiaceae. Gene Ontology annotation, molecular function: protein binding. The transcript has 3 exons.
UGCCAACUCGAACAAAACAACAAACUUGAUAUUUCUCUCCUCUGCACCUUCACCACCGCACAAAACUUUCACAUUUCUCUUAAUAAACAGCACAAUGAUUUUUCUCAUUCUCAAGAUAUUUUGUGUGUCUAAACUGCUGUAACCAUGCUGCUAAGGAGUUCUUCAACACCAGUUCUUGAAUCCCUUCUCUCAUCUUUCUCAGACACUCCCACCAAUCUUGUUUCCAAUAAGCACUACUCCUCCAACUUCAAUAGGUCUCCUUUUCAUCAUCAAAAUGGCCGUUUCAAUCUCAGUACUACUGUCUCCUGCAGCUCCUCUCCCAUCUCUCCUUCUGUUGCUGAAUUCUAUGACUAUUCCCUUGAAGGUCUUCGCCGAACUCAGUCUGAAGGCAAUCUUGAAGGACUGGCUUAUGUUUCUUGCAGUAAUAAUAAUGAAGAUUGCCCAAAUUCAAGCCAGAAGGUUUCUGCAAGACAAAAGUGUUUGAUGUUGGAAACUAUACCCUCCUUUUCGCUCUGUAAUUUGAGAGGUCGCUAUGAAGAAGAGGAAUAUGAGGAUUAUGAUGGUAGUGACUUAGAAGAUGGGGAAGACAAAAAACAAGUGGAUGUAAAUGCGGUAAGGGAAAUUGGCCCCUUUGGCUCAAGUAGUGAGAUGGAGAACAUGGUUUUGAGUGAGCAGGUGGGAAUUGUUGAUAGAAGUUUGAGUGUGAGUUUUGAAGAGAAAAGAGGAUUGAUUAGUGAGGAAAUGUAUCUUGCAAGAGGGCUAGGAAUUGAUGCUGGUAGCAGCUAUGGCAAUGGCAGCAGAGGUGGUUCUGGUGGCAAUGGUGGCGGUGGUGGUGAAUUUCAUUGGGGAGGUGGAGAUGGAGACGUGGGUGGCACAGAGGAGCAUUAUAAGAAGAUGGUGCAGGAAAAUCCUGACAACUCCUUGUUUCUGAGGAAUUAUGCACAAUUUCUGUAUCAGUCGAAGGGAGAUCUUCAAGGAGCAGAGGAGUAUUACUCUCGUGCCAUAUUAGCAGAUCCUAAAGAUGGUGAAGUUCUAUCACAGUAUGCAAAGAUGGUAUGGGACCUACAUCAUGAUCAAGAAAGAGCUUCGAGCUACUUUGAACGGGCAGUUCAAGCAUCUCCUGAAGAUAGUCAUGUACAUGCAGCAUAUGCUAACUUCCUCUGGGAAACAGAGGAGGAAGAUGAUGAAGGCAAUGUGCCAAAAGAUUUGGAAGCCCCGCCCCCACAUUUCCAUCAAGACCUAAUGGCUUCUACAGGUUAUCUGUGGGAAGUCAAAGGCAGCACAUAAACACUGUUGUGGGGGAAUGUUGAUGCAGAAAAUGGGCAUCAAUGUAAAACUCUUUCGUGCCAUGGAACAACACUAAAGAUAUUCGUUUUCCCUAUUGCCAUAUAUUGGUGCUUGUGAUAGUUACAAGAUAAAUGAAGAGUACUUGCAGCUUUACGCAGCAGCAAGUAUAAAUCAGGAAAUUCGUGAUGAGAUCAGUGUUUGGAACACACUUUAUAGGCAGAUUAUGCAUGAGUAUUGAUGAUUGGCUAACAGUCACGUCACGACCAAGUUCACUUGUGUAACAAUCCCAACCUUCAGAAACUAGCAAAAAUGGCGCUGAGUUGAUUAAAGAUAUGAGUAUCAUAUGUUUAAAUAUCAAAACACAGUUUCGAUUCCAUCUCAAUCAACUAAAACCUUGUAACUCUAUCCUCAAUCUUUUAACUUUCAUUUGUUGCAUGCCUCUUCCAUGGAAAUGAAAUUUCAGAACUUUAAUUUAAAUUAAAGUUUUAAGAUUAGCAAGGUA